UGUUCCCAGUAGGCUGUCUCUCUCAGACACAGGCAACCUGCGUCUCAGCUGACCUCCCUAGCCUCCUGAGAACAGGCUGAUAUGCCCAAGAUAAUCCUGAAUGGUGUGACGGUGGAUUUCCCCUUCCAGCCGUACAAAUGCCAGCAGGAGUACAUGACCAAGGUCCUGGAAUGUCUGCAAAAGAAAGUGAAUGGCAUCCUGGAGAGCCCUACAGGCACAGGAAAGACACUCUGCCUGCUCUGCACCACGCUGGCCUGGCGGGAACACCUCCGGGACUCCAUCUCUGCCCACAAAAUUGCUGAGAGGGUGCAAGGGAAGCUGUUCCUCGACCAGCCCUUGUUGUCCUGGGGGACUGCGGCUGCUGACGGAGACCCCAUAGCUUGCUACACGGACAUCCCAAAGAUCAUUUAUGCCUCUAGGACCCACUCGCAGCUCACGCAGGUCAUCGGCGAGCUUCGGAAUACCUCCUACCGGCCCAGGGUGUGUGUGCUAGGCUCCCGGGAGCAGCUGUGCAUCCACCCCGAGGUGAAGAAGCAGGAGAGUAGUCACAUUCAGAUCCACCUGUGCCGCAAGAAGGUAGCCAGUCGCUCCUGUCAUUUCUACAACAACGUGGAAGAGAAAAGCCUGGAGCAGGAGCUGACCACUCCCAUCCUGGACAUUGAGGACCUGGUCAAGAGUGGAAACAGGCACAGGAUAUGCCCGUAUUACCUCUCUCGGAACCUGCGGCAGCAAGCCGACAUCAUCUUUAUGCCCUACAAUUACUUGUUGGACUCCAAGAGCCGCAGGGCACACAAUGUGGACCUGAAAGGAACGGUUGUGAUCUUUGAUGAAGCUCACAAUGUGGAAAAGAUGUGUGAGGAGUCAGCGUCCUUUGACUUGACCCCCCAUGACGUGGCGUCAGGACUGGAUGUCAUAGACCAGGUCUUGGAGGAACAGACCAAGGCAGCACAGCACAGCGAGCUCCACCUGGAGUUCAGUGCAGAUUCCACCAGCCCAGGGCUGAACAUGGGGCUGGAAGACAUCGCGAAGCUCAAGAUGAUCCUGCUUCACCUGGAAGGGGCCAUCGAUGCUGUGGAGCUGCCAGGAGACAACAGCGGGAUCACCAAGCCUGGGAGCUACAUCUUCGAGCUGUUUGCGGAAGCCCAGAUCACAUUUCAGACCAAGGGCUGCAUCUUAGACUCACUGGACCAGAUCAUCCAGCACCUGGCAGGACGUGCUGGAGUGUUCACCAACACGGCUGGACUGCAGAAGCUCGCUGACAUCAUCCAGAUCGUGUUCAGUGUGGACUCCCCUGAGGGCGGCCCCAGUUCCCUGGCAGGGCUGGGGGUCUUACAGUCCUAUAAGGUACACAUCCACCCUGAUACUAGUCAUCGGAGGACAGCUCAGCGGUCAGACGCCUGGGGCUCUGCUGCAACCAGGAAGCAAGGGAAGGUACUGAGCUACUGGUGCUUCAGCCCCGGCCACAGCAUGCGUGAGCUCCUCCGCCAGGGCGUCCGCAGCAUCAUCCUCACCAGCGGCACGCUGGCCCCGGUGUCCUCCUUUGCUCUGGAGCUGCAGAUCCCUUUCCCUGUGUGCCUGGAGAACCCACAUGUCAUCAGUGAGCACCAGAUCUGGGUGGGGGUUGUCCCCAAAGGCCCUGAUGGAGCCCAGCUGAGCUCUGCGUUUAACAAGCGGUUCUCUGAGGAGUGCUUGUCCUCCCUGGGGAAGGCCUUGGGCAACAUCGCCCGCGUGGUGCCCCAUGGGCUCCUGGUCUUCUUCCCCUCCUACCCUGUCAUGGAGAAGAGCCUGGAGUUCUGGCGGGCCCACGACCUGGUCAGGAGGAUGGAGGAACUGAAGCCGCUGUUUGUGGAGCCCAGGAGCAAGGGCAGCUUUUCCGAGGUGAUCAAUGCUUACUACCAGAGGGUCAGCUCCCCUGGCUCCAGUGGGGCCACCUUCUUGGCCGUGUGCCGGGGCAAGGCCAGUGAGGGGCUGGACUUCUCAGACACAAACGGCCGUGGAGUGAUCGUCACGGGCCUCCCCUACCCCCCACGCAUGGACCCUCGAGUUGUUCUCAAGAUGCAGUUCCUGGAUGAGAUGAAGGGCCAGGGUGAGCCUGGGGGCCAGGUCCUCUCAGGGCAGAAGUGGUACCAGCAGCAGGCAUCCAGGGCUGUGAACCAGGCCAUUGGGCGGGUGAUCCGGCACCGCCAUGACUAUGGGGCUGUGUUCCUCUGUGACCACAGGUUUGCCCACACUGACGCCAGAGCACAGCUGCCCUCCUGGGUACGUCCUUACGUCAAGGUGUACAACAGCUUCGGCCAUGUCAUCCGAGACGUGGCCCAGUUCUUCCGUGUUGCUCAGAAAACAGUGCCCACCCCAGCCCCCUGGGCUCCAGGCCCCCAGUCUGUGGCCCCCAGUCCAGGUGAAGGAGAUGAGGCUGCCAAGGGGACCAUGGCACCCAGUCCCCUUCUCUUCACCGGAAAGGCAAAAUGCCUGGACCUGCACGUCCCCAGCCUGAAGCAGAGGUCCUCAGGGUCACCAGCUGCCAGGGACCCCGAGAGGAACCUGUGUGUGGAGUACGAGCAGGAGCCAGUCCGUGCCCCACGGAGGCCAAGAGGCCUGCUGGCCGCCCUGGAACACAGUGAACAGUGGGCUGGGGGCUCUGGGGAUGGGGCCUGCUCUGGCGAGGAGGAGAUGCAGGCACACGAUCGGGUCCCCCAGUCCCUCCUGUGUGAGAAGAGGCUGGCCAAGGAGCAGAGAGGCAGGAGGAGGAAGGUCCGACUGGUCAGCUGCCCAGAUGAGGUGGCAGCUGGUGCCCAGGCAGGCAGGGCCAAGCACUUCCUGGUGGCCGUGAGGCAGGUACUGAGCCCCACCAGCUUCCACACCUUCACGCAGGCCCUGCAGGACUACAAGCGCUCUGAUGACUUCGCAGCCCUGGUGGCCUGCCUUGGCCCCCUCUUUGCUGAGGACCCUAAGAAGCACAGUCUGCUCCAAGGAUUCUACCAGUUUAUGCGACCCCACCACAAGCGGCAGUUCCAAGAGGUCUGCCUCCAGCUCACAGGACAAGGCUGCAGCCACUGGCCUGACCACAGCCUUCCCCGAAGCCGGCAGGCACAGCCAGCCUUGGACCCCACUGGAAGGAGGGAGCCUGAUCCCAAGCUGACCAUGUCUGAGGCCACAGCUGGACAACUGGAUCCCGGAGAGCACCUGAACCAGGGUGGGCCCCACCUGUCCAUCAGUCCAGCCUCCCCAGGAGACCCUGGCAGUGGCCCACAUGUGGGGUCCGGAGCCCCCCGAGCAGAGAAGCGGGGCCAGCUCACCGCAAGUACCUACCUGGCAGAUGCCCGCAGGGCGCUGGGGUCUGCUGGCUGUGGCCAGCUCCUGGCAGCGCUGACUGCCUACAAACAGGAUGACGACCUUGACAAGGUGCUGGCUGUGCUGGCUGCACUGACCACCUCAAAGCCUGAGGACUUCCCCCUGCUGCGAAGGUUUGGCAUGUUUGUGCGUCCACACCACAAGCAGCACUUCUCACAGGUGUGUGCGGACCUGACUGGCCUGCCUUCCCUGGCUGUGGACACACAGCCAUCUAGAUCUUGGGAGGCGAGUUCCACAGUACCCCCUGCACCCACCCACAGGGCCCCCCAGCCAGGUCCCUCGCUGUCACAGACACCUGUGAUCACCCAGAGCAAGAUCUCAUCUUUGCCCAGGCAGCAGCCCCCAGACAGUGCAGGGGCGGACAGUGCCACCACAGGGCCCGGUGGGUCCCCAGGACCUUUUCACAGGCACACACAGUCCGAGCGGGGUGAGCCUCAUGGGUGGGGUGGCACCCAGCAGCAGGCUGUAGGGGUGCACAGUGGGCCCCUCAAAGCAGGCUUCUUAUGCGGGGGCUGCAGGGCAGAGGACGUGGUACCCUUCCAGUGCCCUUCCUGCAACUUCCACUCCUGCCAGGGCUGCUGGCGACAGCACCUCCAGGUCUCUAGGACAUGUCCAGCCUGCCACACUGCCUCCAGGAAGCAGAGCCUCAUGCAGGUCUUCUGGCCAGAGCCCCAGUGAGCACCGUGAAGACCCUCAGGGCACCCCAUCAUGGCUUGGACACAUGCCUGCCCAGCUAUGGUGCAGGCAAGAGCCCACCCAAUAGGGAGGCCAGCAUGCCCACCUGCCAGGCCCCUGCAGUCUCAGAUGGGUGGGCUGUGAUUGGCCCCUGAGGCCGGGAGGGUCUGGGCCUGCACAAAAGAAGCCUGAACUACCUGGGGUCUGUUGGAAGGUGCUUCCCAGAACAUUCCUUGGCUGCUGUGUCAUGAGUGGUGCCCAGGGCAAUCCCAGAACAUCCCCGCUGAACUCCCACCCAGGAAGGAGCUCACGGGGUGUGUGCCAACUUUUAAUCAGGCGACAGUUCUAAUAAAGCUGCUAGCAGUGCCUGGGGCA
Molecule: messenger RNA, 4401 nt
Organism: Carlito syrichta (Philippine tarsier)
Lineage: Eukaryota; Metazoa; Chordata; Mammalia; Primates; Tarsiidae
Gene: RTEL1
Product: regulator of telomere elongation helicase 1
Exons: 34
Coding region: 82-4029 (1315 amino acids)
Biological process (GO): telomeric loop disassembly; regulation of double-strand break repair via homologous recombination; DNA recombination
Cellular component (GO): nucleus
Molecular function (GO): ATP binding; DNA polymerase binding; DNA helicase activity
Source: RefSeq, a predicted model, not a curated record